Messenger RNA from Perkinsus marinus ATCC 50983, 486 nucleotides. RefSeq lists its product as hypothetical. The record is from RefSeq and is a predicted model, not a curated record. The coding region runs from base 1 to 486 and encodes 161 amino acids. NCBI's taxonomy places the organism in Eukaryota, Perkinsozoa, Perkinsida, Perkinsidae. The transcript is spliced from 4 exons.
AUGUCACCUAAGGCUACAGGAGAUCGACGUCCUCGGCGUGCACGCAAUAGUAUUGGUGGCCACGAAGCUCCUGAGGAUUUCACCGUGGAGUGGACGGUACCAGUGGACAAGAAGAGGAGGAGGGUUACUGUCGAUGAUGUCGCAGCACGGGUCAGAAGACAGAUCGCUGAGUUGGAUACCCAAGGCGAGGCGUUCUGGCACCUCAGCUGUUUGAAGGAGUCUUCUACGUUGCAGACCCUGCAUGAUUGCAAGAUAGCAUUAGAGAAGGAUGGAUUAGAUAUGUCUGUGAAUCGGCGGGCACUGGGGGCGAUCCUUGUUGCUGUACAGCAUCUAUUAUCCCGGCCGCAGAGUGAGGCUGAUAUAGAACGACUAUCUGCCUUCAUUGAUGCAGUUCAGAAGACCCAGACUCGCAAUGAACUAAUAGAGCAUGUGCAGUCCGCCAUCAAUCUACUAUCCCCUGCUGUGACUCCUAACGUCCUAUUGUAA